UGUCUCCUUUGUCGUCGUUGUUUGCUUUUUGCCAACUGUAUAAUACUGAUUUAUAACCACAAAGUGCUCUUACAAGUCCUGGAAACUCCCAAUUGCUUUCAGUGUCUUCAGCUCAGCCAAAGCUGUCCGAUGGAAGCUCAGCAGGAUGACUUGUGUAACUGAUAAAGCAUCGAACGCGUAAUUUGCUUUGCAAUCUUUUUGGUAGAAGGUGGUGAUAAAUGUAGGAUACUGCUAAGCUGAUUAUAGUGAUUAGGGUAUUUCACAACUUUCUAUUUCACAACUUUUUGUACUUGUAGUAUAUUUCAGUCCCUGAAUGCAAAGAAUGCCUAUCUACCGGGGAAAGCGUGUGAUGGUGGUGGGGAACUGCUUUUUGUGGGGUUAGUUGUUUUAAAAAUUACAAGUUUGGGAUUAUUUAAGAAAAUAAAGAGGCCUUCCCUUUUCCCUCAGCCAAUCUGCAGUAAAUUAAUAUUACACUUGCACUGGAAAGAAAACUGUUUGAACUGCUUUGAAAGUCAGAUUUAAACAUUAUCUUGAGCUGACUUGCAAGAAGAAGCAUAUAUUUUACCAAUAGAACAAAAAAAAGUACUACGUUGUCUGAGCUGGCAGGACAGCAUUUUCUGCACAUGUCUGGCUUUUGUCUGUGAGCAGAAGGUCCAAGUUAUGUUCCCAGCAAUCUCAAAAUGUUCAGAGUAAACAUAAUUUCUCUUUUAAAUAUUGGGACAUAAAGGGAAUAACUCAGAUUUUUUUUUUUUUUCUUUCUUCACUUAUCUGUUGAGGAUAUUUCAAACUAGUGUCACGGAUUACUUCAGCAGUAACCAGGCAUAAAAGACCCGUGUUGGUUCUUCAGAAUGAUUCUCUGUACUCUCAGAGACGUCCUUACACCAAUGAAGAUGAGGCCUGGAAAACCUUUCUUGAAAAUCCCCUUACAGCAGCUACCAAAGCUAUGAUGAGCAUCAAUGGGGAUGAAGACAGCGCGGCUGCCCUGGGACUGCUGUAUGAUUACUACAAGGUUCCAAGGGAGAGAAGAUCUUCAACAGCUAAACCAGAGGUAGAACAUCCUGAACAAGACCAUAGCAAAAGGAACAGCAUCCCAAAUGUGACAGAACAGUCACUCAUUUCUGCUGGAGAAAACAGAGUCCAGGUUCUGAAAAAUGUGCCUUUCAAUAUUGUCCUUCCACACACUCCCCAGAUGGGCAUGGACAAGCGAGGCCACCUCACAACUCCUGACACAACAGUCACCGUUUCAAUUGCCACGAUGCCCACCCAUUCCAUCAAAACGGAAACGCAGCCCCAUGGCUUUGCCGUGGGCAUCCCACCGAGUGUCUACCACCCCGAGCCCCCUGAGCGAGUGGUGGUCUUCGACAGGAACCUCAAUCCUGACCAGUUCAGUUCCAACACCCAGCCCCAAAACUCCCAGAGGCGAACACCAGACUCCACCUUCUCGGAGACUUUCAAGGAGGGCGUGCAAGAGGUUUUCUUUCCUACUGAACUGAAUCUGCGAAUGGCCAACAUGAAUUCAGAAGACUAUGUUUUUGACAGCAUUUCUGGGAAUAACUUUGAAUACACUCUGGAAGCCUCCAAGUCCCUCCGACAGAAGCCUGGGGACAGCACAAUGACUUACUUGAACAAAGGUCAAUUUUACCCCAUCACACUGAAAGAAGUCAGCAGCAGUGAAGGAAUCCAUCACCCCAUCAGUAAAGUCCGAAGUGUCAUUAUGGUCGUGUUUGCUGAAGACAAAACAAGGGAAGAUCAGCUCAGGCACUGGAAAUACUGGCACUCAAGACAGCACACGGCUAAACAAAGAUGCAUUGACAUAGCUGACUACAAGGAGAGCUUUAAUACCAUCAGUAACAUCGAGGAGAUCGCGUACAAUGCCAUAUCCUUCACUUGGGACAUCAAUGAGGAAGCGAAGGUUUUCAUUUCUGUGAACUGCCUCAGCACAGACUUCUCCUCUCAGAAGGGAGUUAAAGGCCUACCCCUGAAUCUUCAGAUUGACACCUACAGCUACAAUAACAGGAGUAACAAACCUGUCCACAGAGCCUACUGCCAAAUUAAAGUCUUCUGCGACAAGGGAGCAGAGAGGAAGAUCAGGGAUGAAGAGCGAAAGCAAAGCAAAAGAAAAGGCAAGUGCACUGACCCCAGCUCUCAGUUGAAUGCCUUUUCUGAUGUCAAAGUGCCCAUGCUUCCCUCACACAAACGUACAGACAUCACCAUCUUCAAGCCCUUCAUGGAUCUGGACACUCAGCCUGUCCUUUUCAUUCCUGACGUUCACUUUGCUAACCUCCAGCGUGGAGCUCAUGUCCUUCCUGUUGCUUCAGAAGAACUGGAGGGUGAAAGCUCCAACCUGAAGAGAGGAGCUUAUAUUGGUGAAGAGGACUUCAUUGCUACUCCGAAUAAGAUGGCCAGAAUAGAAGAGCCAAAAAGAGUGUUGUUGUAUGUCCGAAAAGAGUCAGAGGAAGUCUUUGAUGCACUAAUGUUAAAGACACCAUCUCUGAAAGGCCUAAUGGAAGCGAUAUCUGACAAGUAUGACGUUCCUUUUGAUAAAAUAGGAAAAAUCUUCAAAAAGUGUAAGAAAGGAAUUCUGGUCAACAUGGAUGAUAACAUUGUGAAACACUACUCUAAUGAAGAUACCUUCCAGUUGCAGAUUGAAGAAGUUGGAGGAUCUUAUAAGCUCACUCUGACUGAGAUCUAAAAUCACAGAUUCUCUGUGGAUUUUAAACAAAAGUCUCAAGUGAACACUUUCCCAUAAUUCAGCACGUUGGGCAAAACACUAAUGACCUUCUCCAGAAGAAAGCCAUGUGUUGACUUGUUCUGGGGAGCAGAGCAGUGGUUUUGCUUAAUACAUUUGUGUUUCUGUUCUUGCUCAUGACCUUAUUUGCACUUGAAAUGAGCGAGCAAAGAUCUGCAAUUAAAUGGAGAGCAUGUAUAUAUUUAUACUAGUGUAUAAAACACUAGUAAAUACAGGAGGGUAAAACUCCUGGAAGGUGGCCUUUUAGACUGGUGAUAUCUUAUUUAUCUAUUCAGUAACCAUGUUUGAGCCCAUUAUCAGCUAAUACCAUUUUACUGGACUGUUUUCUGCUAGGUAGAGCUGCACAACUACUAAUUGAUAUUAGUAGGAGUUGCAUGCAGGUUGGACAAAAGUCUUUAUAAUGUUUACUUGUGACCAGGGCAGACUGUUGAAAUCAUUUGUGUCACUGGGGGGGGAACAUAAAACUGCCUUGCUUAUGAAGAACUCGCCUUAGUAACUGUGUGAACUCUCAUCAGAUGAAGCUAUAUUGUAUAUAAGUGCAAUAUAUUUUUGAAGGUUUGUAAAUGUGUACAUACAAGUGAUAUAUAAUAUAUAUAAAAUAUGGUGUUCUGUAUAUACCGUGAAUAUAUGCAACGAAGCCCAUCUAAAAGGAUGCCAUAUACAGAGAAAACAUAUUUAACAUAGAUAUUUAAAAAUGGACAAACCCUUAACAUGCACCAAAGGUGAGCACACGUUUGUACAUUCAUAGGAGGCACAAGGGACCUGCUUGUUCAACAUGGAUCUUCCUGUGUGGGAGGAAAACAGUACUGGCUCUCUCCUAGACCUUCCUGCACAGCCAGGUGAUGGCAGGCCUAGCUUCUCUUAAGAACUGCCACUUUGAAACAGCUGGGUACUGCUGCCCUGGGAGGUAAUUUGGGCCAAGUUUGAGAGUUGGGUCCCAGGAGGAGCUGAGCAGAUGCAGUUCCCUUGAAGUCUCACUUCUAGGGGUCAGGAAGGUGGAUUUUUUUAUUUUUGGUAGCAGUGUACUUAACGGCUCAGCUGGAUGCUGCCCACGCCAGCAGCUCAGGCUGGAUGAACCCAUGGGCUGGUGCCAGCUUGCAAAGUCCUAGGAUGUCAACAACUGGAAAUGCAUAGGCAAGGUUUUUGAGAGAGGAAGGUGGCAUCAUGGCUCAGCAGGCCAAGCAUUAGCAAGGAGUAGGGCCUGCAAGCAGGUUACACAUUCCUGGUGUCUGUGCAUCACAUGGACCCGCUGCUGAGCUGGAGAGACCACACAGCAGCAGGCACCUUGAGCCUAGAACCAGCUGGGAGUGCCAAACACCUCUAAAAGAUACUGCUCUGCACUAUUUACUCUUUGUGUGCAUGUGCUUAUGAAGGAAAGGCACCCUCUGGUUAGUAGUGAGGGAGGAGCAUUUAAACAGCAGUACUUGGCUCUAAGGCAAAACUGUGCAUUACAUGGUAAGCAGAUGAAUGUGAGUGCCAUGUCCAGUGUCAAGAGAUUUUAUUAGGGAUCUGGAUAAUGAAAAGGGUUUAUAAUGUUUUUAGAUGGCACAAAGCUUCACGUGCCUCACUUAGGACAUGAAGGUCAACCUGUAAAGCCUGGAGAAAUAGUCCAGAAAAGUAGGAUAUGAUUCUGUUUAAUAAUUAAUGAUUCCACUUGAUAGUUAACUAAUCAUAACCUAAAUUGUUUAGCUCUGUCAUGGUGCUGUUUGGAAGAGGGAGGUAAAUGCCACAUUGAGUUGAUCAGCAGGAGCAUGGCCUGCAGGAAAUCAGAGAUCCACCUUUUGCCCUACUUGGCAUCGCUGAGGCCUCUGCUGGAGAGCGGUGGCCUGCCAGCAGAGCCUGGUCCUACUGGAUGUCUCAGAGAGGCCAAACCAUCCGGUCCUUCAGGCAGAGCUCGUGGCUUCUGAAGUGGAAGGGCUGGAUGAUUUGGCUGGUUAAGAGUCACAUUCAGAAGGGAAGGUUGAUGGGAGCAGCCUCCCAAGCUGUGGAAGUGUUCUCCCCAUCCGUUGCAAGCACAAGUAGUGGGUGUAAUUUGCAGAAAUUCAGGUCAGGUGUCGAGGCAGUUUCCUCUAGUGAGAAGAGCAGGUUGCUCAGGUGGUUUGGCAUUGGAGGUCUUCAGAGCCAGGCUGGGCAAAGGUAUCUCUGGGCUGUCACAGGUGUAAUUGAUUGUCCCUUGGUGCUGAGACUAGGUGACCACUUCAAGUCCCUCGCCACCUUAUCUUUCAAUGAUUUACAUGAAAUACAGUAUUUUGGGAUUUGUAUUUGGAUCAAUCCUGAGCUGGUUCAUGGACCACUCCAUUCCCCCCUCCUUCCUUCUCCUCCUCUGUUGAUGGGCCCACCAGAGGGCCGACGAUACUCUGGGCACCACGUGCUCCCCUCUUUGCUCUGUGGCUGGAGUUGAGCAAACUCCACAUGGAGGCAUCUAUGACCGUGGGCAUGUGGACAGAACCCAUGGGCUCAAAGCCGAAGGAGAGAAGCUGAUGUGCAGCACAACAUGCAGAGACUUGGCCAAUACCUGCCACCCCAUACAGGAAUCCACCGCCUGCAGAGCAGCCACGGGACUCGCCAACCCGCCGCUUGGGCUUCCCUUCAUCAGUCACGGGAAUAAUGUUACUAUGGCAAGGGAAUUUUUUUAAAAACCUGAUAUAUAGAAUACAUAUAUAUAUUUACACAUUUUUAUUGAAAAUGGAAGUUUUAUUACAGAAACUCGGUCUAGGGUCAGGGAAAUAGAUUUUAGAGUCUCCAUAGAGGUAAGAUUGACAUGAAUGUUAUUUCUUUUUACUACUUAAUGAAGUAUGUGAACUAAAUCUGACGAUUGUUUUCCACUAUAAGAUACUCUGGGACACGGGUCUUAUAACAGUAGCAGCAAUGUCAUGUAUGUUUUAUGAAACUGAUUUUUUUUGUUUUGCUUGCUGUUUUUUAAUUGAAAAUGUAUUUUAAA
Messenger RNA from Myiozetetes cayanensis, 5690 nucleotides. It is a transcript of the gene GRHL1, whose product is annotated as grainyhead like transcription factor 1. Gene Ontology annotation, cellular component: nucleus. Gene Ontology annotation, molecular function: RNA polymerase II cis-regulatory region sequence-specific DNA binding; DNA-binding transcription activator activity, RNA polymerase II-specific. The record is from RefSeq and is a predicted model, not a curated record. Gene Ontology annotation, biological process: regulation of transcription by RNA polymerase II. Bases 944 to 2692 code for a protein of 582 amino acids. NCBI's taxonomy places the organism in Eukaryota, Metazoa, Chordata, Aves, Passeriformes, Tyrannidae. The transcript is spliced from 16 exons.